Papaver somniferum (opium poppy) is the source of this 1132-nucleotide messenger RNA. Its product is annotated as adoMet-dependent rRNA methyltransferase spb1-like. Lineage: Eukaryota; Viridiplantae; Streptophyta; Magnoliopsida; Ranunculales; Papaveraceae. Gene Ontology annotation, molecular function: rRNA (uridine-2'-O-ribose)-methyltransferase activity; rRNA (guanine) methyltransferase activity. The coding region runs from base 38 to 1132 and encodes 364 amino acids. The transcript has 8 exons. Gene Ontology annotation, biological process: maturation of LSU-rRNA from tricistronic rRNA transcript (SSU-rRNA, 5.8S rRNA, LSU-rRNA); maturation of 5.8S rRNA from tricistronic rRNA transcript (SSU-rRNA, 5.8S rRNA, LSU-rRNA); rRNA methylation. The record is from RefSeq and is a predicted model, not a curated record. Gene Ontology annotation, cellular component: nucleolus; preribosome, large subunit precursor.
CAGAAUAGAAACCCUAGACGGCACAGAGAAGAGAGAAAUGGGUAAACGAGGACGAGAUGAAUCGAUUCAGGCAAAAGUUAGAGCUGCAGUGACGUUGAAUAGUUUAAAUUCUGAAUUCCGUUUUCUAGGUAAAGAUACUAAAUCUGUAUUAGACCUAUGUGCUGGCAGUGGUUGGAUGCAACUUGCUGUUGCUAGAAUUUCAAAAGGAGGUUUUGUUCUUGGUGUUGAUCUCCAUCCGGUUACACCUAUUCUAGGCGCAAUUUCAAUACAAGAAGAUAUCGCUACUCGUGAGUGCAGAGAUACUAUUGAGAAACAUAUGACUGAAAAUGGUUUUACUGGUUUUGAUGUCGUAAUGCGUGGUGGAUUAUCUUCUGAUUCUUGCGCUACUACUUGGGAUCAGGCAUCUUUGCUUACUAAAUCAAUUAAACUCGCUACUAAAUUUUUAUCACCCGAUGGAACUUUUGUCACCAAGAUGUUCGACGGAGCAGAAGAUUACAAUCCCAUGCUCUACUGUCUUGAGCAGUUAUUUUGCAGAGUCGUCGUGACGAAACCGACUUCCACAUCUACAAAAACCUACAUUGUGGCUUUAAAUUAUAAAGCCCCAGAAAAGAUUAAUCCCCGUCUACUCGUUACCAGGAAUUUGUUCUCUAUUAAAGAAGAAGAAGAAGAAGAAGAAAAAGUGGUUGUUUUGGCUUCAGAUUUUGUGUGGUCCGAGACUCCACUUGAAGUCCUUGAAAAAGCAUGCUCACUCUCCUUCGCUGAUGAUGAUUGCUUAUCUUUAAAGGAUCAUAGUUUAACUACCAAAAGGAUCAAGAGGAUAUGCAAAGAUCUUCGGGUUUUGAACAAGCGACGUUUUAUGCAUCUGAUGAAGUGGAGGUUGCAUGUGAGAGAAGCUCUGUCACAUGCUCAGAAUGCUGAUGCCAAGGAUGGAAAUAAGGGCAAUGAUGAUGAUGAUGAGAUACCCGAUGAAAUGGAGUAUUCAGAAGAUAUUCCAAAGAUGUAUUUUUCUGCUGAAACUAGCACGAGGAUCCAUGGUACAACCGUAAUGGGUGUGGUCGUAGAUGACAUAGAUCGUGGAAUUUUGAUAGGAACGGAUGGCCUGUUAACAGGUUCAAAAUUUCGAAGAAGGUGA